Messenger RNA from Ogataea parapolymorpha DL-1, 2490 nucleotides. RefSeq lists its product as uncharacterized. The transcript has a single exon. Lineage: Eukaryota; Fungi; Ascomycota; Pichiomycetes; Pichiales; Pichiaceae. Gene Ontology annotation, biological process: intra-Golgi vesicle-mediated transport. Gene Ontology annotation, cellular component: Golgi apparatus; COG complex. The coding region runs from base 1 to 2490 and encodes 829 amino acids. The record is from RefSeq and is a predicted model, not a curated record.
AUGGGUCUUGUUGCUAAGCUGGCGGACAAGUCAGCGGCAGAGCUGUUUGAGGAGUAUUCAAUCCAGCAGCUCCAACAGUUAAAGGUACAACUAGCCGCUGAUGUCCAUAAUAAGAGGUUGGAACUGCGAACUUUGGUGGGGAACAAUUAUAGAGACCUUUUAAAAGUGGCAGACGACAUUAUCCAAAUGAACGAACUUGCCGACCAGCAAACCUCUCGUCUAUCUGAUCUGACGUACAGAAAAGCGAAAUACGAUGACAAAAGUCUGCGAAACUUUAAUAAGUUCUCCUCCGAGGUCCGAGCCAAUGCUUUGGAAAAAACCAAGUUCCGUAAUCGACAAGUGUUGUUGCGAAACAUUGUUGACCACCUGGAUUUUGGUCUCCAAGUUCUACGAGAAGAGGUCGAGGAAUUGCAAGCAGAAACGCGGGUUUACGAGCACGAGGAUGGUGAGAAUUCGCACGAGUCUGUUUCGCUACAGUUUGUUCAACUCGCUAAGCAGUUUUAUCUCACGGAGAGCUUUUUUGGGGACGAACUGAAAGGGACAUCGUAUGUGGUGGAGAAGUUUGGCAAAAUGAAACAGGAGUUUCUGCAAGAAUUGCGAACAGAGAUGGCCGAGUGCACUGGUGACGGUGAUUACGAGUUUGCUCUGCAUUUGCUGGUGUCGUACAUUUUUGUUGCACGAAGCCAGAUCCUCAAAGCUCUUGAAUGGUAUCUCGAUUUGCGUUAUGGCAAAGUGCGAGAAUUCGAGCUAAAACACGAUUUACACAAUUGUCUGAGCUACAUUUAUAACACGCUCAGCUACCUCGGGGUGUUCUGCUCAAAGCUUCCUACAACCCUGAUGCGCCAAGUAUACAGCUCAGCAAAUUCAAAUUGGGUCGCCAACACAGGUUUCAGGAAAUAUUCUCGCUGGCUCGAUAUACCCGCAAGUUACAAAGUGGAUUUCCCUCUUUCACUGAACGAGCUGAAAAAUAUACCGGAAGGAGAAGUGGACAAGAUCAGCGAAAAUUGGAAAAUCAAUGUGGGUGCUUAUCUCAAGGAACAAGUUGGUAACGACUUUGUUCAGUCGAGGGAUAUCGAGGCGCUUUCUUCCUCGCUUAGCAAAGUGCUUCAAUCCUUCAAGAAAUUCACUUCUCUGGUGGAUAUCAAAUAUGAAGAUUCGAGACUCUUGGAUAAUCUUUUAUCUGUGUGGAGGUCAGUUUUCUUUGAAUUUUUGGAAAGCAACGUCGGGAACUUCCAGAAUAUUUCGAAUUUGAUCUUGGAAACUUAUGGUAGCUCAGAUCUUUUGCAAUCGACUCGCACAACGUCUGGACUGAACCUAUUCCAGUACACCGAUCUCACCAACAUUGAUCUCUAUCUCUCGCAAAUCUCAAAUCCAUCGUUGUACACGAUUGACGCCAUUGUGACGCAGCUUGGUCAGUUCAAGCAGACUCUUGUAAUGGUGCUGGACUCACUUCAAAGCUUGUCGAAGUUGUCGUCUUCCUUGACAAAACAAGUCUUGUCAAUUGAUGACUACGACGAUGAUGAAUACUGGGGAAAGACGGCCGCUUAUCUCAACAAUUUAGUUGAUGAGGGUAUCUGCUUUGUGAUAGACCAGCUCAACAACCUGAUUACCGACUUCUUGAAGGAAAUCGGAAAGCUAGUUGAUUCAGGAGAGUCUUCGCCAAUUAAGCAUUUCUACAUCAUUCGAGUUUUAUGCCAGCUGAGGGAAAAUAUCAACAUCAACACGAUUUACGACCAUUUUAACCGCAUCUCUACUUCAGCACAAAAGUUCCAAACCUUGGAUUUGUCGGGCAUGGUCGAUGAGCUGCUACGAAAAAUAUUCAAACCUUUAGUGGUUAAUAUAUCCUCACCCUUCAAAAACGAGAUGAAACAGAUGUUAAAGAAAAGACCUACUGAGAAAUAUGCCGAAGUUGCUCUCUGGACAUCCAGUGAGCUCGACAUUCCAGUUCCAAAUGCGCCUUCGUUCGAAUUGGAAAAUGUUCUUUACAGAUUGAGCUGCAGUCUCACUAAUGUUGCUGAAAAUCCAAGCGAGGAUUUCAGCGAUGUUUAUUUCAGUGACACAUUUGCAGAAGCCAAACUGGAGCUCGUGGAUGAUCUCAUUGACUGUCUUGAAAUUGAAAAUAAGAAAUCGGACAACUGCAGAGACCAAAAAGAACGUCCAGAAGAGCACGUUGUGCCUGAGGAAAGCGACAUCGAGUCGGCUACAGAAAGGUCUGUGGGUCUGACUUCUCAAGAGCAGCAUUCUAUCGACUCUAAAACUAUAGCACUGCUGACUUUCGCAGACCUUGUGUUUCUAAAUUGCUUCAAAACGAAUCCACUUUCGGAGACCGCGUUAUUAGAUCAAGUGCAAAAAGGCCGGUCCAAAAUACAAGUUGACAAACUCGCAGAGAUCAAUCCCGACCUUGCUGACCUAGCAUACAUUCGGAACAUCUGCAAGGGCAUACUCGAUCAUUUCAAAGGAUGCAUGUUGAUGUUCGGUCCACUGUACUGA